AUGACAGGCCCACAAGUAAAAAGUUCAAAACCUCCAAAGUUACCUACUCAGGUAACUAACGAAGAUGAGAAAAUUUUUGAAAAAGAGGAACAUCAGGUAAUCCAUGAUGCCUUUAUACAAUUGCUAAAAAACAAAGUACAACCUAAAGAAUUAAAGGAAGAUGACGAGGCAGUACUCGCUUUCAUGCUAAGUCAGAAUCAAAUUAUAUUCAAUAAUGUCAAGCUAGAAGAUGUAGAACCACUCAGUGAAGAGAAUUUUUCUCAGUUUUUACUUUCCGUAUUUGAGAAAAUUAGAGAGAAAAAAUUAGCUAAUGAGGAGAAUCUCAAGAAUGGUAAAAUAAAAGAAGUAGUAGAUGACUGUGUAGCUGAUAUACGCGGUACAGAAGCUAAAGAUUCAUCCAUAAAGUUUGUAUUGGAAAUGCUGCUGCUGCUAAUUGGAGGGAUCAAAAUAGACCCGAAAAAUAUUUCUGGCUCCUUUAUGGAUGGGAUGAAAGAAAAAAUACCAUUCUUAGGUAAAGAUAAAAAAGAAGAGGAUGAACCACCACUCAGUGAUGAAGAGAUGGUAACAACGUUCUUAAGCAAGAUCUUUUUUCCUGUCCUUCUUUCCACUAUUCCAAUGUUAAUUUUUGGUCCUACUACACUCGGAGUAGUUCUUACUGCUAUCGGCACAAUAUUUGCCAUAAAAGGAGGAGUGGAGGUUCUUUUUUCAAAUGACAAAAAAGGUACUUUGUAUAACCCUCAUUCACGGGAUGAAAAGGAAAGAAAAGAAUGGGGUAAUGAAAUUAGCGAUGGCAUCAAUAAAAUUUUAGGAACCCCAGUCGAGAAGGCUAAAGGGAGUGAGCAACCCAUUUCUGUUUCUGAACAAAUUUCCCAAGGAAAAGAAAAGAGUGAACAACAACCUGUUCCUGAGCAAAUUUCCCAGAGAAACAACAGGGAAAACGAAAAGAGUGAGCAGCGCGAUCAAUCUUGGACAGGAAAGGAAAACAAACGAAGGGAAGAACCACAGAGCAGCAAAGCACAUACAACAGGAGUAUGGUCAGACGGAUUUUCUAGCUUACGCAAUCUAUCAUCUAUGUAGCAUGUUUCCAAUUUAUC
Drosophila ananassae is the source of this 1094-nucleotide messenger RNA. RefSeq lists its product as uncharacterized. The coding region runs from base 1 to 1077 and encodes 358 amino acids. The transcript has 2 exons. The record is from RefSeq and is a predicted model, not a curated record. NCBI's taxonomy places the organism in Eukaryota, Metazoa, Arthropoda, Insecta, Diptera, Drosophilidae.